AUGGUCAACUCCUGUUGUGGCUCCAUCUGCUCUGAGCAGGGCUGUGGCCAAGGCUGCUGCCAGCCCAGCUGCUGCCAGACCUGCUGCAAGACCACCUGCUGCCGCCCCAGCUGCUGUGUGUCCAGCUGCUGCAGACCCUCCUGCCAGUCUGUGUGCUGCCAGCCCUGCUGCCGCCCCAGUUGCUGCAUCUCCAGCUGCUGCCGCCCCAGCUGCCAGUCUGUGUGCUGCCAGCCCUGCUGCCGCCCCAGCUGCUGCAUCUCCAGCUGCUGCCGCCCCAGCUGCCAGUCUGUGUGCUGCCAGCCCUGCUGCCGCCCCAGCUGCUGCAUCUCCAGCUGCUGCCGCCCCAGCUGCCAGUCUGUGUGCUGCCAGCCCUGCUGCCGCCCCAGCUGCUGCAUCUCCAGCUGCUGCCGCCCCAGCUGUGGUAGUUCCAGCUGCUGUGGCUCCAGCUGCUGCCGCCCCAGCUGCUGCCUGCGCCCAGUGUGUGGCCAAGUCUCCUGCCACACCAGUUGCUAUCGCCCAACCUGUGUCAUCUCCACCUGCCCCCGCCCCAUGUGCUGUGCCAUCCCUUGCUGCUAA
Molecule: messenger RNA, 576 nt
Organism: Castor canadensis (American beaver)
Lineage: Eukaryota; Metazoa; Chordata; Mammalia; Rodentia; Castoridae
Source: RefSeq, a predicted model, not a curated record